Molecule: messenger RNA, 481 nt
Organism: Paramisgurnus dabryanus
Lineage: Eukaryota; Metazoa; Chordata; Actinopteri; Cypriniformes; Cobitidae
Gene: rpl37a
Product: ribosomal protein L37a
Biological process (GO): translation
Cellular component (GO): cytosolic large ribosomal subunit; ribosome
Molecular function (GO): large ribosomal subunit rRNA binding; structural constituent of ribosome
Source: RefSeq, a predicted model, not a curated record
AUUCACAGUUGGUCCUCCGCUAUCCCACAAUGCUUCAGUGUCUGCGCUGGUAAAUCGCGCAUGCGCAGUUGUUCGGUCUCUUUGGAUCCGCACCUCUUUUACCGAAAUGGCCAAGCGCACUAAGAAGGUGGGAAUCGUGGGAAAGUAUGGCACCCGUUAUGGUGCUUCCCUCAGGAAGAUGGUGAAGAAAAUUGAGAUCAGUCAACACGCCAAAUAUACCUGCUCCUUCUGUGGCAAGACUAAGAUGAAGAGAAGGGCUGUUGGUAUCUGGCAUUGUGGAUCUUGCAUGAAAACUGUAGCUGGAGGUGCCUGGACAUACAACACAACAUCAGCAGUUACAGUGAAAUCUGCCAUCAAGAGACUGAAGGAGCUGAAGGAUCAGUAAACGGGACGUGUUUUUGUACAGAUCAUCACCUCGUCUCGGACUGUUUUCUUUCUGUGGCUCGCUCAACAACAACAAUAAAUGAGUCUUGACCGGGAA